Molecule: messenger RNA, 312 nt
Organism: Trypanosoma brucei brucei TREU927
Lineage: Eukaryota; Euglenozoa; Kinetoplastea; Trypanosomatida; Trypanosomatidae
Exons: 1
Coding region: 1-312 (103 amino acids)
Biological process (GO): mitochondrial respiratory chain complex II assembly
Cellular component (GO): mitochondrion
Source: RefSeq, a predicted model, not a curated record
AUGCGUCGUUCAUUCUCACGCCUCAUUGGGGCUGACGGCGGCAUCUUCAUGUCAGCUGUGCACGAUAAGCAGUAUCUUCAGCACCGUCUUGCUACGCUUGGAAAGGCAGAACAACAACAACCUCUGUCAGAGGAGACAAUUCAACGACUCACCACUUCCACUGGCAGCGCAGAAUCCCUCUUUAACAAAGCCGCGGGCGCUCAGCCAACGAAUAUUGUGGAUGAAGCGACAGGUGUGCCGGUGGGGAGUGUGCAACUCGAUCCGGUGCGGUACGGCGAUUGGGAGAGUAACGGACGCUGCCACGAUUUCUGA